Messenger RNA from Vigna unguiculata (cowpea), 2111 nucleotides. Its product is annotated as polyphenol oxidase, chloroplastic-like. Gene Ontology annotation, molecular function: catechol oxidase activity. The record is from RefSeq and is a predicted model, not a curated record. Lineage: Eukaryota; Viridiplantae; Streptophyta; Magnoliopsida; Fabales; Fabaceae. Gene Ontology annotation, biological process: pigment biosynthetic process.
AGGGGUAUGAGGUAGAUGAGUUGGAGUCACAAAAAGAUCAACAUCAUGUCUUGGAUCUCUGUUACAUCACUCCCCAUUCCCCUUUCUUCAUCAUCUUCUUCUUCCUUCCCACACCUCACCAAACAUCGCAAACCAAAACGCCACCAUCUCUGCAAAGUCUCAUGCCACACCAACCACGAUGUACCAAAUGAAGAACCAAAAGCAUCACACAAUAGGAGGAACGUUCUGAUUGGGUUUGGAGGACUGUACGGUGCUUCCACUCUUGCAGACAAUCCUUUCGCCAUUGCUCUUCCAACUUCCCCUGACAUCAAAAGUUGUGGCCUACCAAAGUUACCAGCAGAUGUAGAAUGCACCAAUUGUUGCCCUCCACAAUCUUCCACCAUCAUAGAUUUCACGCUUCCACCAACCAGAAGAACCCCUAGGGUUAGAUAUGCUGCUCAGUUAAUGGAUGAUACCAACAUAGCCAAGUAUAAGGAAGCUCUGUGUAAGAUGAGAGCCCUUCCUCCUGAUGACCCUCGUAGUUUCAUCCAACAAGCUAAUAUCCACUGUGCUUACUGCAAUGAUGCCUAUCACCAAGCUGGGUUCCCUAAAAUUGACUACCAAGUCCACAAAUCCUGGCUAUUCUUCCCUUUCCAUCGUAUGUACCUUUAUUUCUAUGAGAGAAUACUGGGAAGCUUGAUUAAUGACCCAGAUUUUUCUAUUCCAUAUUGGAACUGGGACAACCCUUACGGUGGCAUGGUAAUCCCUUCCAUUUUCACAGAUACAAACUCCCCUCUAUAUGACCCUCGCCGGAAUAUUUAUCAUCAACCACCAACUCUUGUAAACCUAGACUACAACAAAAACGAUCAAGUCUGUCUAAAUCCAAAACAGCAAAUCUCUAAUAACCUCGCUACAAUGUAUAAAAGUGUUGUCUCGUCUGGGACACCAUCGCUCUUCCUAGGAACCUCUUAUCGUGGUGGUGGUGAACCUGGGUGUCCUGGGUCCUUAGAGAGAGUUCCUCAUACUCCAGUUCACGUUUGGGCUGGUGAUACGAGACAGCCUCACCUUGAGGACUUGGGAGUCUUCUAUUCAGCUGCAAGAGACCCCCUUUUCUAUGCUCACCAUGCCAACGUCGAUAGAAUGUGGAACAUAUGGAGAACAUUACCAGGUAAGAAGAGAGUGAAUUUCAAAGAUAAUGAUUGGCUCACAUCUAGCUUUUAUUUCUAUGAUGAGAACAAGAACCUUGUGCGUGUAACGGUGAAAGAUUCACUUGACACGACAAAGUUGGGGUAUGUUUACCAAGGUGUUGAAACUCCAUGGCUCGACCAGAGGCCUAAGCCCAGAAUUCCUAUACCUAUAGCUAAAGCUAAGAAAAGUUUUGGAGAGGCUACGAGUGUAACGUUUCCUCUUACUUUGAAUUCAAAGGUAAGCAGUGUUGUGAAGAGGCCAAAGGUGUCGAGGAGCGAGGAGGAGAAGGAAGAAGAGGAAGAAGUGUUGGUGAUUGACGGAAUUGAGUUUGAUAUGGAAAAAGAUUUGAAGUUUGAUGUGUUUAUCAACGACGAUGAUGAAAAGGAGAUCAACCCAACCAAUACUGAGUUUGCAGGAAGCUUUGUGAGUGUGCCACAUACUCAUAUGCACAGAAACAAGAAGGCUAAAUCCUGUCUUAAACUGGCAAUGACGGAAUUGUUAGAAGACUUGGAAGCUGAAGAUGAUGAUACCAUUGUGGUGACGUUGGUGCCAAAAUACGGUGGACCUGUCACAAUUCAGGACAUAAAGAUAGAGUUUGCAACGGAAUGAAAAAUAAUUAUGGCAUGCUUGCAAAGGUGUUUUCAAUAUCCAUUUGAACCUUCAAAUGAUUUCAUCAUUGUAUUCAAAUUUUACUAUUCCAUGGCAAAACUUUCAAUAUGGUUGCGUGGUGUUAAUCUAUGUUCUCUCUCAUCAUCCUAAAAUCAUAUCUACUGCUGAUCAGAGAACCUGAAAUGCUUCUGUGCAAGUUUCUUUCAUGAAAUUCUCUGCAGUUGUUUCAAGUUAGUUUCUAUUUUAUGAGUAGAAAGAAUACAUCGUUAUAAUUGACACCUCUGUACAAUCAACAUGUAUUUUUCUUUAAAUUGUAUAAUCAAUUUUUGGAAUUC